Aureococcus anophagefferens is the source of this 2127-nucleotide messenger RNA. RefSeq lists its product as hypothetical. Gene Ontology annotation, cellular component: membrane. The record is from RefSeq and is a predicted model, not a curated record. Gene Ontology annotation, molecular function: voltage-gated calcium channel activity; calcium ion binding. The transcript has a single exon. The coding region runs from base 1 to 2127 and encodes 708 amino acids. Lineage: Eukaryota; Pelagophyceae; Pelagomonadales; Pelagomonadaceae. Gene Ontology annotation, biological process: monoatomic ion transport; transmembrane transport.
AUGUACGGCGCCAAGGAGCAGCGCGCGUCGACGGACACGGCGAGCCUGCGGUCCAUGGCGCGCUUGUCCGCCUACGCCAAGGUCGCCGACGGCGCCGAGCGGCCGCCGAGCGUCGUCGCCGCGGGCGUGCUCAUCUCGGACAGCGUCAGCGGCGUCGAGCGGCUGCAGCCCCUCGUCGAGGCGUCGUCGCAGCGGGCCUUCCGGCUCCAGCUCCUGCUCGAGGGGCCCGCGCAGGGCGCCGCCGUCGGCCUCCUGCUGCUCACGUUCUGGGAGAUCCCGCGGUGGUGCCGCGCCGACGGCCGCUGCGAGUGCGUCUGGGACGUCGACGAGCCGUCGCGCUGCCCCUACCCGACCUUCGACAUCGCCUACGUCGACGAGUACGUCGCCGUCGCCGCGCAGGUCGCGUGCGCGGGCGUCGUCGCCGCGCACCUCGCGUGCAACGCCGUCGCCGUCGGCCGCGCGCGCUUCUUCGGCCCGGGCGGCAUGGGCUGGGUCGCCGCCGCCGCGCUCCUCCUCGUGGUCGACAUUGUUCGCGCGUGGCUCGUCGUCCUCGGCGCCCAGGGCCUCGAGUUCACGACGUGGCGCGUCGCGCCGCACCUGCGGCUCCUGCUCUUCGUCGGCUACAGCGGCGAGACGCGGUCGCAGCUGCGCCUCAUCUUCCGGAUCCUGCCGGCCUACCUCCGCGUCGGCGCGCUCGUGUCGCUGCUCCUCGUCUUCUUCGGCUGGUUCGGCGUCGUGCUCUUCCCGCCCCGGUCGUCGGCGCAGGGCGAGGCCUACUUCACGAACCUGUGGCAGACGUGCUGGCAGCUCUUCAUCUGCAUCACGACGGCGAACUUCCCGGACGUCAUGAUCCCCGCCUACAGCCACGCGCGCCUCCCCGCGGCGGUCUACUUCGGCGGCUUCCUCGUGCUGGGCUUCUUCUUCAUGAUGAACCUGCUGCUCGCGACGGUCUACAACGCGUACACGGACGAGCGCGAGUCCGCGAGCCGGCGCCGCGCGCGGAGCCGCGCGGCGAACAUCACCGCGGCCUUCGAGCUGCUCGCCGCGGGCGAGACCCGCGAGGUGUCGCGGGGGGCGCUCGACGACCUCUUCGCCGAGCUGAACGCGCACCGCGACGUCGUCUACAUCUCGGAGGACGCGGCGGCGCGCCUCUUCGCGGACCUGGACACGUCGGGCGACGGCCUGCUGCACCGCGACGAGUUCGAGCGCGUCGUCGACGUGCUCCAGGAGGAGGCGGACCGGAAGAGGGCGGGCCUGUCGGACGACGAGCUGCCGUCGGCGCCGUGGCGCGCGCGCGCGCGGCGCCUCGUCGAGGCGGCGAGCUUCGAGCUCGGCGUCGACGCGCUCCUCCUGCUCAACGCCGCGCUCAUCGCGUACCAGACCAAGGACGAAUUGUUGGGGACGGCCGCGUCGGACGCGUCGGACGUCCGGGGCGACCUCGAGGCGCUCGAGUCGGGCUUCGCGGUCCUCUACGUGGCCGAGGCGUCGCUCAAGGUCGCGGGCCUCGGCCUCACGCAGUACGCGGCCAACUACCGGAACCGCUUCGACGGCCUCGUCACGCUCGCGUCGCUCGCCGCGGCCGCGUACGUCGCGUACCCGAACUCGUACGACAACCCCGCGCUCGUGCGCUACGUCGUCAUGCUCCGGCUCCUGCGCCUCGUCCGCCUCAUCGUGGCCCUGCCCGAGUUCCAGGUCAUCGGCAUCUCGUUCCUGAACAUGCUCCCCGCGGCGUCGCGGCUCGUCAAGGUCCUGUUCUGCGUCACGUUCUUCUUCGCGACGGUGGGCGCGGCGCUCUUCCAGGGCCUCAUCAACGCGGACCCGGGCGCGCCCCAGCUGGCGCAGCUCGAGGGCACGGACUUUUACGCCCAGGGCUACCUGCCGCUGAACUUCAACGACUACGAGUCGGGCUUCGUGGCGCUCUUCUGCGUCCUCGUCGUCAACAACUGGUUCGUGCUCGUCGAGGGCUUCGUCGCCGUGUCCGACGAGUGGACGGGGCGGGCCUUCUUCCUCGCCUUCUACCUCGUCGGCGUGCUCGUCCUGCUGAACGUCGUCGUCGCGUUCAUCCUCGACGCGUUCAUCUCCGAGCUCGACAAGACGCGGAGCCUCCGCCGCGCGGCGUCCCGCUAA